Messenger RNA from Trichogramma pretiosum, 1383 nucleotides. Its product is annotated as zinc finger protein 271-like. Gene Ontology annotation, cellular component: nucleus. The record is from RefSeq and is a predicted model, not a curated record. Gene Ontology annotation, biological process: regulation of transcription by RNA polymerase II. The transcript has a single exon. The annotation marks the transcript as partial. Gene Ontology annotation, molecular function: RNA polymerase II cis-regulatory region sequence-specific DNA binding; DNA-binding transcription factor activity, RNA polymerase II-specific. Lineage: Eukaryota; Metazoa; Arthropoda; Insecta; Hymenoptera; Trichogrammatidae.
GGUCGGAAAGAUUACGCGUGCGACAAGUGCGAGAAAAAAUUUGGACAUAAAUGGAGUUUGCUCAAACAUAAAAAAACCGUCCACGGAGGUAGUCAAAAUUACGCAUGUGAUCGUUGCGAGAAAAAAUUUGCACUAAAAUCAGAUUUGCUGAAGCACCAAAGGACAGUACACGAGGGUCGCAAAGAUUACGCGUGCGACAAGUGCGAGAAAAAAUUUGGACAUAAAUGGAAUUUGCGCUCACAUCAAAAAGCCGUGCACGAAGGUAGUCAAGAUUUCGCAUGUGAUGGUUGCGAACAGAAAUUUGGACGCAGAUGGGAUCUACUCAGACACCAAAAGAAAGUCCACAAAAGUCAGAAAGAAUAUGUAUGCAAAAACUGCGAGAAAAAAUUCGGACGAAAAGUUCAUUUGCUGAGGCACCAAAAGAUAGUUCACGAAGGUCUUAAAGAGUUCGCUUGUAACACGUGCGAAAAGAUAUAUGGUCGAAAAUCAGAUUUGCUCUUUCAUCAAACAAGAGUCCAUGAAGGUCGAAAGGAUUUCGCAUGUGAUGGUUGCGAACAGAAAUUUGGACGCAAAUAUGAUCUGCUUAGACACCAAAAAGCCAUCCACAAAAGUCAGAAAGAAUAUGUAUGCAAUAGCUGCGAACAGAAAUUUUCACACAAAUCGCACUUGCUCAGACACCAAAAAGUAGUUCACCAAGGUGAAAAGAAUUUCGCAUGCGACGUGUGCGACAAGAAAUUUGGACAAAGAUCAAAUUUGUCGAAACACAAAAGAGCAGUCCACGAAGGUCUGAAAAAGUACGCAUGCGAUAAGUGCGAUAAUAAGUUUGGACAAAAAUCGCAUUUGCUCUUCCACCAAAAGACGAUCCAUGAAGGUCGCAAAGAUUACGUAUGCAAGGAUUGCGAUAAGAUCUUUGGCGCUCACGGCAAUUUGCUCAAGCACCAAAGGACGGUCCAUGAAGGUCGCAGAAAUUACGAAUGCGACCAAUGCGAGAAAAAAUUUGGACAAAAAAUACAUUUGCUUAGACACCAAAAAACUAUUCAUGAAGGUGGCAUAGAUCACGCACGCGAUAUCAAGCAAGAAGAUGUUUGGACAAAAAUACAGCCUCAGACACCAACAUAUUUUCCAUUAUGGUACGUACCAAAUUACCUAAUUGACCAGAGUGGAGAGACAUUCGGAGAAGAAUCGUUUUCAUUCCAAGAAAACCAGGAUAUAUUCGCGACAGAAGAUCAUUUACAAUAGCCUCAAAGAAUUACUCAUUUUUUAUCAUGAUUAACUAUUUUGUAAUGAAAAGCCAUGAUAGAAAUGUACUCAUAAUUGGCUUAUCUACAUAUGAUUAUGUAUAUAAUUUUUACAUUUAUAAUAAAUUUUUAAGUCUUUGACUCA